Messenger RNA from Racocetra fulgida, 1027 nucleotides. The record is from the annotation of a GenBank genome assembly. NCBI's taxonomy places the organism in Eukaryota, Fungi, Glomeromycota, Glomeromycetes, Diversisporales, Gigasporaceae.
AUGGUGGGUGUAUAUUUACAACGCGGCAUUGUAGAUCCAGAAAUUUCUGCACAAGCUGGUUUAUAUUUAAGAUAUUUACUGUUUGGAGCUCCUGCAGUCUUGUUGUUUGAAAAUUUGAAGAGAUAUUUGCAAGCUCAAGUUGUGUAUCAACCAACAUCACUUGGUCUGAUUGGAGCACCUAUUUCCAUAGCUAUAACAUAUUGGUUAAUGUUUAUCUUUCUUGCCAUUUAUGCUAAAUUCAUUAACGGAUAUCAAGCAUGGGAAUGGUGGACAUUUGAAUUCAUAUCUCUUCUUUCCGGAUACCUUGGUGAAAUUUCACUUGCAUCCCAAGGUAUAAUAAUUACUACAGCUAAUCUUUUGUAUCAAAUACCAUAUGGAUUUUCUGUAUCAGCAUCAACUCGUAUUGGAAAUUUAUUGGGUGCUGGAUUGGUAGAAAGGGCUAAAACGUCUUCAAAAAUUUCUAUGCAACUCGCUGCUACUGUUGCUUUAUUGAAUGCAACUGUGCUGAUAGUUUUCAAGGAUUAUUGGGGGUUAAGCCGUCAAAAUAUUGGUGCAUUUCUCACCGUUCCUGGAUAUUUCAUUAUAGGAGUACCUAUUGGUAUACUUGUAGCUUUCAAUUUAGGAUUUGGAUUACAAGGUCUUUGGAUUGGAUCGAUGACAUCUUCAUUUACCAUUUGUAUUAUUCUUAAUAUUAUUAUAUGGAGAACUGAUUGGCAACGACAAUUAGAGAAAUGUAAAGAACGAAUGAAAGAAGACAGGGAUAAAUUUGAAGCUGAUGUUAAUUACGACAAAGACGAAACACAAUCAGAAAUAGCAAGAUUGUCAGUUCCAGUAAAUGAGGAGUCAAAUUAUUGUGUAAUGAAGUUUAUAGCUCUCCGCGAUAUUCUUAAAGAACUUACUAUUUCUUAUAUUCAAGACGAGAUACAAGACGAGGAUGUCUUAUUAUCACUUCAAUCGCGUCGACAGAAACUUUUAAGUGAAUAUUAUUUUUUGUGCCAAUGUUGUAAAUGUAUUACAAAGGAACAUG